Molecule: messenger RNA, 1745 nt
Organism: Olea europaea var. sylvestris
Lineage: Eukaryota; Viridiplantae; Streptophyta; Magnoliopsida; Lamiales; Oleaceae
Product: proline dehydrogenase 2, mitochondrial-like
Exons: 4
Coding region: 49-1509 (486 amino acids)
Cellular component (GO): mitochondrion
Molecular function (GO): proline dehydrogenase activity; FAD binding
Source: RefSeq, a predicted model, not a curated record
GCCUGCGCUCUAAACAUUUGGUAAUAUCCAAGUCCACCCUUGGAAGCCAUGGCCAACCGUAGCGUCUACGCAAAGCUUAUGCAUAGCCACCCCUAUUUCUUUCGACGUCUAAGCUCCGCCUCUUUUUCCUCCAUCGCCGCCUCCCCUUCCCCGCUCAAUUUCAAAGAAAAAACCGAGCCCACCACCAUCGCCGACAAAUCCAUCGUUAAUUUAGAUGAUUUUAAGGGGCUGUUUUCAUCUGUUCCAACCUCGAAGUUGAUAAAAUCAUCGAUCAAUCUUCACUUGACGGCAAUUGAACCCGUGGUUGAUAUGGGCAUGUGGGUUGUGAAUUCGAGGCUCAUGGAAACACCGUUAUUGAGAGAGAUAAUAUUGGGAGUCAUUAAAAGUACGGUUUAUGAACAUUUUUGUGCGGGUAAGGAUUUGAAAGAGGUGGGUACUUCUGUGAAUAAGCUUUACGAUCAUGGACUUAAAGCUAUGUUGGAUUAUGGCUUGGAACAUGUGAAUGAUAACGAGUCAUGUGAUCGGAAUUUCAAUGAGUUUAUGCAAACUAUUGAAUCAACAAAGUUUCUUCCACCUUCUUCUGUUAGCUUCGUUGUAGUGAAGAUCACAGCAAUAUGUCCUCUUAGUUUGCUUAGAAGAGUAAGUGAUCUACUGAGAUGGCAAUACAAGGAUAAAUCCCUUCAUCUUCCAUGGAAGCUUAAAACCUUUCCAAUUUUAUCAGAUUGCAGCCCUUUUUACCACUCCCCAAAUAGGCCAGAGCCCUUGACCCAAGAAGAAGAAAACAAUCUCCAUUUAUCUCACCAAAGAUUAACAAAACUUUGCGAGAAAUGUGUCGAAACGAAUGUUUCCCUGUUAAUUGAUGCAGAGGAUACGUCGCUUCAACCUGCAAUUGACUACUUUGGGUACACGGCAUCAAUCAUGUAUCACAAAGAUGAUGAGCCUAUAGUAUUUGGGACAAUUCAGGCUUACUUGAAAGAUGCAAAGGAGAGAUUGGUUAAUGCAAAGAAAGCUGCAGAUAAAAUGGGAGUGCCAGUUGGGUUUAAAUUGGUGAGGGGUGCAUAUAUGUCAAGUGAAAGACAAUUGGCUUCUUCUUUGGGUGUCAAGUCCCCAAUUCAAGAUAGUAUUCAAGAAACACAUCGGUGUUACAAUGAUUGUGCAGCUUUUAUGCUUCAUGAAAUUGCCAAUGGCUCGGGGUCAAUUAUUCUUGCAACCCAUAAUGUGGAAUCAGGAAAACUAGCGGCUUCGAAAGCGAUUGAUCUGGGAAUUGCAAAGGACAAUCAGAAUCUGCAAUUUGCACAACUAUAUGGAAUGUCAGAAGCCCUUUCUCUGGGUUUAGUUAAUGCAGGUUUUAGAGUUAGCAAGUACUUGCCAUUUGGACCUGUUGACCAAAUUAUACCUUAUCUUCUAAGGAGAGCUGAAGAAAAUAGAGGCCUAUUAUCAGCUUCAUCACUUGACAGACAUCUCAUGAAGAAGGAAUUAAUGAGGAGAUUAACAUCAUCGAUUACAUGACAUUUUCGGAAAGCUGGAUUUUGUUUGAGCAACAAUCGAAUUUCAUCAUAUUAUAGUACUCAUAUAGGAGGAGGAAAGAAUCGACCUAGCUUAUGAUCAAUAUAAUUGUACAAAGGUUGAAACGAAAAGAAAAAUCUGUCAAAUGCUAUUAAGAUUCUUGUACCUAUCAAAUGAAGCAUUGUAUAUCGGUGUACAAGACUUUUCCGUAUUCGAGAAGACCCUAUCGAGUUUACAGA